Messenger RNA from Colletotrichum abscissum, 558 nucleotides. RefSeq lists its product as uncharacterized. The transcript has a single exon. Bases 1 to 558 code for a protein of 185 amino acids. Lineage: Eukaryota; Fungi; Ascomycota; Sordariomycetes; Glomerellales; Glomerellaceae. Gene Ontology annotation, molecular function: carboxy-lyase activity. The record is from RefSeq and is a predicted model, not a curated record.
AUGUUUCUCUCAAACAGAGCGCCCGAGAAGGCCCUUCCCCGCUUCCAGACAAAUACACCACUUGAUUCAACGUUCGAUAAAGAUAUUCGGGAUACGCAUCUCAUCUAUGAUUAUGACGCCGAAGACGCAGAGGGCAACCCGGAAAAGUGGAGAUACGAAAUGUGGUUCUUCUCCGAGGACCGUGUUGUCUAUGCCAUCCACGGUGGGCCCAUGAACGGCCGCAUAAACUACCAGACGGCGACUUAUCAGUGCAUCCGGCCCGGCGAGUUGUGGCAGGUAAACUGGUUGGAGGAGACAGGAACGGUGUGCUCCUUGGUGUACGACAUCCCCAAGCAGAAGAUUUCGACGCUCAUCUCAUUCUCGAGAGGGCACUGGGAGAACCCUCAGGCGGCGCAUGGUGAUAAGCGUAACCCGGGAGACUUUGCGAGAUGGAGAGUUCUCUCGAGAUUCGGAAACCAGACAGAUAGGUUCAUGUUGUCUGAGCAGGCAGAUAUUGUCGAAAACUUCAAGGGAAGAGGGGAUCUUGUACCGAUCGAGGAGCACGCGAAAACGUUCUGA